AUGGCAGGAGGAACAAGUAUCUGGGUCAGUAACGAAGCCAAGACUGACCCCAAAGCCAUCUUCAAUCUUCGUCUUCUCUAUCUUCUUAUCGCUGUUUCAUGGGGUGGUGCAUUUUAUGGAUUUGACACGGGAAACAUUGGUGGAAUCCUCACCCUUCCGUCCUUUGAAAAUGCAUUUGGAUUGAGUAAUCUUACUGCGACCGAGAUGGACAACCGAAAGGGAACCAUUGCAUCUAUGCUCGCAGCAGGUGGCUCUGUAGGCGCCCUACUCGCAGCACCAACUUCCGAUUAUAUUGGCAGAAAAUGGUCCGUCUUCGGCUGGGGAUUAGUCUUUGUGGUAGGUGCCGCAAUGCAAAUGGUGGCAGACUAUAAAGUUCUCCUAGGAGGUCGAUUCAUCGCUGGCAUGGGUGUCGGCGCUUCAUCAAUGCUCACACCUCAGUUCUUGGCAGAGAAUUCCCCAAAAUCAGUGCGUGGGUCCAUGACUGCCACCUAUAACCUGAUGAUUGUGUUCUGCCUCAUGUUGGCUUUCUUCAUCAACUAUGGCGUCUCAAAGUGGUCUUUCCCUGGCGUGGAGUACGACAAUACCCAAUGGCGGACGGCAAUGGGUAUCCAGCUCAUCCCCGGUGCACUGAUGUGCAUGAUGGUUCCAUUUGUGCCGGAAACCCCGCGUUGGUUGAUCAACCACGGCAAACAGGAGAAGGGAUUGGCAAAUAUCUGCAAGUUGAGGAAGCUGCCUGCUGACCACGAGUAUGUGCAAACUGAAUACCGUGAGAUUGAAGCCCAGGUGAGGCAUGAGCAGGAAUGUUUUGCUGGACACAACUACUGGGUUGUUCUGAAAGAUAUUUUUACUUCGAGGAACAACUUUCAGCGUUUCUUCCUUGCUGCGAUGCUAUUUCUGUUCCACAAGUUCACGGGAACGGAUUCUCUGAACUACUAUGCACCAGAAAUCUUCGCCAUGAUCGGUGUCAGUGGAAACUCAACUACCUUAUUGGAUACUGGCAUAUACGGCGUUGUGAAAACAGUCACCUCCCUUUUCUACGUGGUAUAUCUGGUCGACCGUGUCGGACGUCGGGUCCCUCUACUUGUCGGUGCAACAAUGCAAGCUACUGCCAUGUUAUAUCUGGCACUUUACCUUCGCUUCGCUGGAGUAACCGAGGACUCCUCUGCUGAAGGAACACCAGCGGGAGGAAUCGUGGGACUUGUUUUCAUCUACAUCUAUGCUUUUGGAUGGUCAUUUGGUCACUCUGUAGCCUGCUACGUGGUCGCUGCCGAGAUUUUCCCAACGAGAAUUCGGUCAUUCUGCAUGUCCAUCUGCUUCUUUAUCAACUGGAUUGUGGACUUUGGCAUUACCCGAGCCACCCCCAACAUGAUCACCGAGAUGGGAUGGGGCGUAUUCUUGCUUUAUGCGAUGCUGACCUAUCUGGGUGUCGUUUUUAUCUUUUUCUGUUUGCCAGAGAUGAAGGGUCGGUCUAUCGAAAGUAUGGAUAAUCUGUUUGACCGACCAUUGUGGAUGAUGUGGCGCCACGCCUACCCCACCGAGGAAGAGAAGGUCCGGUCAGAUGUCCGAGAUGAAGCUGUGAUGGGUAAGCUACAAGAUGAUGAUGAUGCUAAGAGAAAUCAUGUGGAACAUGUUGAGACUGCUUGA
This is a messenger RNA of Penicillium pulvis, 1644 nucleotides long. RefSeq lists its product as uncharacterized. Gene Ontology annotation, molecular function: carbohydrate:proton symporter activity. NCBI's taxonomy places the organism in Eukaryota, Fungi, Ascomycota, Eurotiomycetes, Eurotiales, Aspergillaceae. Gene Ontology annotation, biological process: transmembrane transport; carbohydrate transport. The coding region runs from base 1 to 1644 and encodes 547 amino acids. The transcript has 4 exons. Gene Ontology annotation, cellular component: membrane. The record is from RefSeq and is a predicted model, not a curated record.